AUGCCUGGUGAUAACAAAGGUGCACGUCGCAAAGGAAACAAGAAGUGUCUGGCAUGCAUGGUUGCCGGGAUCAUAGCACAAAUCCUAAUCAUAGUGCUGUUUGUGCUACUAGUUAUGCGCAUCCGAAAUCUUAAGGUCCGGUUAAGUUCAGUCGCGGUGGAAAAUCUCGGCGUCAACUUCUCCGCUUCCUCGCCCUCCUUUCGCAUGAACCUUACUGCUCUCGUUACCGUAAAAAACACCAACUUCGGUCACUUCAAGUUCAGUAAUAGCACGGCUACGUUUUCGUACAGGGGUACUAAGGUUGGAGAGGGCACCAUACUUCAGGCGCGCGUUAGGGCUCGAUCAACCAAGAAGCUUAAUGUCACGGUGUCCGUGGAUUCGAAAAAGGUAUCGAGGAAAUCUCUGUUGCAUAGUGACAUCAACUCCGGGGUUCUUAAGCUUAGCAGCUAUGCCAAAUUGAGUGGGAAGACUCACUUGUUCAAGGCUUUCAAGAAGAAAAAGUACGCUGAAAUGAAGUGUACCAUGGAGUUGAAUACCAAAACAAAAGCUAUACAGAAUUUGGCGUGCAAAUGA
Carya illinoinensis is the source of this 573-nucleotide messenger RNA. RefSeq names its product late embryogenesis abundant protein At1g64065-like. NCBI's taxonomy places the organism in Eukaryota, Viridiplantae, Streptophyta, Magnoliopsida, Fagales, Juglandaceae. Bases 1 to 573 code for a protein of 190 amino acids. The record is from RefSeq and is a predicted model, not a curated record. The transcript has a single exon.